AUGCUUUACUCGUACCAAGAAGUGAUCAGUGGUUUUGCAGCUAGACUCACUCAGGAGGAAGUGAGAGCAAUGACGGAGAUGGAUGGCUUUGUGGCAGCACAUCCCGAGAGAGUAUUUCAUCGGAAAACUACACACACACCCAACUUCUUGGGGCUGCAUCAACAGACAGGUAUAUGGAAAGAAUCCAAUUUCGGGAAGGGAGUGAUCAUUGGAGUACUGGAUGGUGGAAUUGAGCCCAACCAUCCUUCAUUUAGUGGUGCGGGAAUUCCCCCUCCACCUGCAAAAUGGAAAGGGAGGUGUGACUUUAACGCAUCAGACUGCAACAACAAAUUAAUUGGUGCAAGGGCUUUCAAUCUUGCAGCUCAGGCAUUGAAAGGAGAUCAACCCGAGGCACCAAACGAUAUAGAUGGACAUGGGACCCACACAGCAAGCACAGCUGCUGGUGCAUUUGUGCAGAAUGCUGAUGUGCUGGGAAAUGCAAAAGGUACAGCAGUUGGGAUAGCACCUUAUGCUCACCUGGCAAUAUACAAAGUGUGCUUCGGAGAACCCUGUCCCGAGGCCGAUAUACUAGCUGCACUUGAAGCGGCUGUUCAGGAUGGUGUUGAUGUGAUCUCAAUCUCUCUUGGCGAAGCUUCAGUUCCAUUUUUCAAAGACAGUACUGCAAUAGGCUCAUUUGCAGCAAUCCAAAAGGGAAUAUUUGUAAGUUGUUCAGCUGGAAAUUCUGGCCCAUUUAAUGGCACUCUUUCUAAUGAAGCCCCCUGGAUUCUAACAGUCGGAGCAAGCACCAUAGAUAGACGUAUUGUAGCCACAGCAAAGCUUGGAAAUGGAGAAGAAUUUGAUGGCGAAUCUCUCUUUCAGCCAAAAGAUUUCCCUUCAACAUUGUUGCCACUUGUUUAUGCUGGAGCAAAUGGUAAAGCAGAUUCUGCAUUGUGCGCUGAAGGAUCCUUGAAAGGUCUCAGUGUUAAAGGUAAGGUAGUUUUGUGUGAACGAGGUGGGGGAAUAGGAAGAAUUGCCAAGGGAGAGGAAGUGAAAAAUGCUGGAGGUGCUGCCAUGAUUCUUGUGAACGGAGAAACCGAUGGCUUCAGUACAUCAGCUGAUGUUCAUGUUCUUCCUGCAACACAUGUGAGCCAUGCAGCUGGACUGAAGAUCAAAGCGUAUAUAAAUUCAACAGCAACACCAACAGCGACAAUCUUAUUCAAAGGAACUGUCAUCGGAGACUCAUCUACUCCUGCCGUUGCUUCCUUCUCUUCAAGAGGCCCCAGCCUGGCAAGUCCAGGUAUUCUGAAACCAGACAUUAUUGGACCAGGCGUAAGCAUUCUUGCUGCAUGGCCAUUCCCUGUGGACAACACCACAAAUUCAAAAAUCAAUUUCAACAUAAUUUCUGGAACUUCAAUGUCAUGCCCGCAUCUCAGUGGAAUUGCAGCUUUGCUCAAGAGCUCUCACCCUUACUGGUCACCAGCUGCCAUCAAAUCUGCUAUAAUGACUUCUGCUGAUCUUCUAAAUUUGGAAGGAAAACCAAUUCCCGAUGAAACACUUCAGCCCGCAGAUGUCUUAGCCACCGGUGCAGGCCAUGUCAAUCCAUCAAAGGCAAAUGACCCAGGAUUAGUAUAUGAUAUUCAACCUGAUGAUUAUAUCCCUUAUCUUUGUGGCUUGGGCUACAAAGACGAUGAAGUAAGUAUCCUUGUGCACAGACCAACAAAGUGCUCAAAGGUAUCAAGCAUACCUGAAGGAGAGCUGAACUACCCUUCAUUUUCUGUCACACUGGGACCAUCUCAGACAUUCACACGAACUGUGACAAAUGUUGGUGAGGCAUAUUCAUCUUAUGCAGUCAAGGUUACUGCACCAGAAGAAGUCUAUGUGAGUAUCAAUCCCAAAACACUUUACUUCUCAAAGGUGAACCAGAAGCUGUCGUAUUCAGUGACAUUCAGCCGUAUUGGUUCAAGAGGCAAAGCUGGUGAAUUCACUCAAGGAUUUCUAACAUGGGUUUCUGCUAAACACGUCGUUAGGAGUCCAAUUUCUGUUAAACUCCAGUAA
Messenger RNA from Prunus armeniaca (apricot), 2034 nucleotides. The record is from the annotation of a GenBank genome assembly. NCBI's taxonomy places the organism in Eukaryota, Viridiplantae, Streptophyta, Magnoliopsida, Rosales, Rosaceae.